AUGGCGACCGCCGUACUACCAGGAUCUUUGACACUCAGUCAACCUCAGGACAAAUACAUCUAUUCGCACUCAUUCAUUAGUCUCCUCCAGACCAACGACCCACCUACUAACCCAGAUGCCACUCGCACGAUGAUGGCACAAGCAGCCGACGAUAUAGCUGUUGCAGAAAGGAAGAUAGCAUCCCUUCGGUCUCAGAUCAUGGAAAAGGAGGCAGAGAUUUACGCCUUGCGUCAAGUUAUUGACGACUGCACCGCUGUACUCUCCCCCAUACGCCGUCUGCCAACCGACCUCGUCCUGGAGAUCUUUCGCUUUGUCGUCCCAGAAAGGUAUAACGUUUUCGACAUUACUCGUGGACCGUGGCUCGUUACACGCAUAUGCAAACGGUGGAGGACCUUGGCAUGCACAUACGGUGCCCUCUGGUCAUCAGUACAUAUCACAAACAUCGCGUCCCGUGCCACAAUACGCUCCCUCAAUGAACCCGUCAUGCUGCUUCAAACUGCUCUGGGGCGAUCUAGCACGUUUCCUCUUUCAGUAUGGUUCGAAUAUGGAACCAAGAAGAAAUGGUCAGACUACGCGAAUUUCGAAGAUGAAUACGAUUCGGAAGACAGCUUGUCAUCGACGGACAGUGACAAUGGAGAGUUCAGUGCGUCAAUAGAUGGCGAAGAUGACGAUCAAGAGGACAGCAACGAAGAGGAAAGCGAUUACGAAAGCACUGUCGACAGUGUCGAUACGAUGGUCGACCGCCAACUUGUGAAAGUGCUCAUACAGCACUCUCACCAGCUGCAAUAUCUAAAUAUCGAGGUAGCGAGCCCUUCCAUACUGAAAUGCCUCCGUUCACUACACGGACGGCUGGACCGUCUGGAGAAAGUGCACAUAUCCUUGCCCUGGGAUGCACGGGAUCACAAUGAGCUCCAAGAAGCCUUCACCCUUGCACCCAAGCUUUGUUCUGUUCGUCUGAAUGGACUCUCCUUAGAAAGCGUGCUCAACUUCCCACUCAUCCAACUCAAAUCCCUCGACCACCAGCCCCAGAGAAUGUAUGCGGAUGUAUGGCUGUCGACAGUCCAAACCAUCCUCCUUCAGGGGUCUCAUCUGACAGACUACGCGCCCCCUUCACCCCCGAAGCCAUACGAUAGUAACAUGCCUUGGCUCUGCAGUUACUCGAUUCGUACUUUUCGUGUCAAUGCUUGGUAUGUGCUCGACUACUUCCAUCUCCCAGGAAUCGACGAGCUACGCAUCCGCCACUUCGGGUGGGCACGUGAUCAAAGUGCAGGAGACACUCUGGCAGCCUUCAUCCAGCGUUCAGGAUGCACUUUGAAGAAACUCCACAUCCGAGGUAUUCCAGAUAGCAUCCUCUCGGCAUUCCCGUCUCUCCACAACAGCCUUGUCGAGCUCGAAAUCACGGUCACUCAUUCGAACGAGAGGCUUCUGUCAGGGCUAAGCGCCUUCAUGCGUGCACCUGGUCAUUUUUCGCUUCUAUCAAGACUCGAGAUAAAAUGUUCGAAUGAGAUUUCCUGGUACCCUGAGGUGCUUUAUGAUUCUUUGAAGGAAAUUUACGCUUUCGUCGACGGUCUGUGGAGUGCAAGAACGAAGGUGCGGGUUGAAGUCUGCAUCGACACAUCUCGUUUUGAUGUCCAUCGAGUAUGCAACGUUGCGAAAUUCAAGCAUCUACUAGAUGAAGGAAUGGAUAUCGCCAUUUUUGCGGUGGGCAAAAGCAAGUCUUGGGAAGACACUACCAGUGAAGAAGAGGAUGAUGUUUUGGACUUGCGUAACGUUCUUCUUGAGGAAGACAACAGUAGUGACUGA
Messenger RNA from Guyanagaster necrorhizus, 1803 nucleotides. RefSeq lists its product as uncharacterized. Bases 1 to 1803 code for a protein of 600 amino acids. NCBI's taxonomy places the organism in Eukaryota, Fungi, Basidiomycota, Agaricomycetes, Agaricales, Physalacriaceae. The transcript has a single exon. The record is from RefSeq and is a predicted model, not a curated record.